Molecule: messenger RNA, 565 nt
Organism: Nelumbo nucifera (sacred lotus)
Lineage: Eukaryota; Viridiplantae; Streptophyta; Magnoliopsida; Proteales; Nelumbonaceae
Source: RefSeq, a predicted model, not a curated record
ACUUCUCUUGCAAGAAACUCUCUGAUCUUCUGGGUCAUGCCUCUGUCCCCCCUGCAGUGAACCAGGUAGAAAUGAAUCCUACAUGGCAACAGAACAAACUGAGGGACCUGUGCAGAGAGAAAGGGAUCCAUGUGGCUGCAUGGUCACCUUUGGGAGCAAAUGGAACUCCAUGGGGUUCACAUAGGGUCUUGACCAACCCAAUUCUGAAAGAUAUUGCCAUGGCCAAGGGGAAGAGCCCUGCACAGGUUUCACUGAGGUGGAUUUAUCAGCAGGGAGUGAGUCCCAUUGUGAAGAGCUUCAACAAGGACAGAAUGAAUGAGAACCUUCAAAUCUUUGACUGGGAGUUGAACGAGGAAGAAUUGACAAAGAUUAACCAGAAAAUUCCUCAAGAGAAAGGAUUAAGAGGAGAAGCAUUUGUUUCUCCAAACGGCCAAUACAAGUCACUAGAGGAACUUUGGGAUGGAGAAGUGUAACAUAUGAUCUUCCCUGCAAGUAUGAACAAGAAGAAAACUUGUGAAAUAAAUAGUUAUUAUAAUAAGAAAUAAAUUCUUAGUUCUCUUGUCAA